Molecule: messenger RNA, 909 nt
Organism: Nematocida major
Lineage: Eukaryota; Fungi; Microsporidia
Product: serine/threonine-protein phosphatase 4 catalytic subunit
Exons: 1
Coding region: 1-909 (302 amino acids)
Biological process (GO): peptidyl-serine dephosphorylation
Cellular component (GO): cytoplasm
Molecular function (GO): protein serine/threonine phosphatase activity
Source: RefSeq, a predicted model, not a curated record
AUGUUGCACAGAAUUGAAGAGAAGCUUCUUGCACACCACAAGCCAACCAAAAAAGAGCUUCGGAUGAUAUGCGAAAAGGCGAUGGACAUUUUUCUGCUGGAGCAGAACAUCGUGCGGAUAGAGCCUCCGGUGGUUGUGUGCGGGGAUAUACACGGCCAAUACGACGAUCUGCUCACCAUAUUUAAAAUCAACGGGACCCCCAAAAAAACAAAAUACGUGUUCUUGGGCGACUAUGUGGACCGAGGGCUUAGCUCGGUGGAGACCAUUUCGCUGCUGCUUCUGUACAAGGUCAUGUACCCGCAGAACAUUGUGCUUCUGCGAGGAAACCACGAGUCGAGAGAGCUGACAGAGACGUACGGGCUGUACAAGGAGGUCUGCUCCAAGUACGUGUCUCUGGACGUGUGGAAGCUUCUAUGCGAAACGUUCACGUUUCUGCCUAUAUCAGCGCUUGUUGGCAGUAGGAUAUUCUGUGUGCACGCGGGGGUGUCUCCGUAUGCGCUCACCUUCGACAAGAUACUGCGCAUCAACAGAUUUAUGGAAAUCCCCGCGUCCGGCCCCAUGACAGAUAUGCUCUGGAGCGACCCCGGGAUAUACCCUGGGCACUACCCAAGCGACCGGGGCGCCGGAUACAUAAUAGGCCCGGACAUUGUGCAGAAGUUUCUGUUUCUAAACGACGUCCACAUUAUAUGCCGGUCCCACCAGCUAGUGAACGAGGGAUACAAGUUUGCAUACAGCAACCGAGAGCUUGUUACUGUGUGGAGCGCGCCCAACUACUGCAACCGGAUGGGGAACAAGGCGACUUUUCUUAAAAUAGGAAAAAACCUUCGGGUGGACGACGAUUGCUUUGUUUUCUUUGAGCAAGUUUUAAAGCCUGCAAAAGAAAUAAGAACUCUUCCAUAUUUUCAUUAA